Canariomyces notabilis is the source of this 1155-nucleotide messenger RNA. Its product is annotated as ADP-ribosylglycohydrolase. NCBI's taxonomy places the organism in Eukaryota, Fungi, Ascomycota, Sordariomycetes, Sordariales, Chaetomiaceae. The record is from RefSeq and is a predicted model, not a curated record. The transcript has a single exon. The coding region runs from base 1 to 1155 and encodes 384 amino acids.
AUGGCCGACACAUCAAGAUUGACGCGGCGUGAUCGCAUCCUCGGCGCGUUGCUUGGCGUCCACGCCGGCGAUGCACUAGGUGCCACGGUCGAGUUUGAGACGUGGGAGAGCAUCCAAAUCACACAUCCGCAUGGCGUCCGCGAUAUUGUUGGCGGCGGUCACUUUGGCUGGCCUGCCGGGCACGCAACCGACGACACCGACCUGACUCGCGCCGUGCUCCUCGCGUAUCGUGACGCCGAGCAGGCAAGGCGAUCCCAAUCGUCAUCAUCCUCAUCACCAUCUGUCGACAUAGUCCAGCUUGCCGCGCAGUACAUGGUGGAUUGGUACGACGGGCGCAACUGGCCCGGUCGUGUGCCGGGCCAGAUCCCGCGCGACGUCGGCGGCGCGACGGGGGUGGGGAUCCGCAGGUUCAAGCAGACGGGCGAUCUCCGCACGAGCGGGGCGGGCCAGGGCCGUGCGGGGAACGGCUCCCUCAUGCGCUGCAUCCCCACGGCGCUUUUUCAGCCGGAUCCCGGUCUUGCGGAUACGGAGUCCAUCGCCAUAUCGGCUAUCACGCACGACGAUGUACAUUGCACCCUUGCCUGCGCGGCGUAUAAUGCCGUGGUGCGGGCGUUGAUCGAGGGGAAGACCCAGGGAGAGGCUUGGCAGGCGGGGCGCGACGCCGUGCAGCGGGCGGCAGCAUCCUGCGAGGCUACGGCAACAGCGGGCGGUGUUGGGAUGGACAAGAUCACCGCCGCCGCGCGAAAAGUGGAGGCUGCGUUCGACGCGGGCAAAGAGCUGGUCCAAGUGGCCGAUCUGGCCGCGCGCGGGCCCAAGGCUGCCACCAACGGCGCCAAGGCGCUGCCUAACAAGGCAUCGGGCUACGUGCUGGAAUCGCUUACCAUUGCGUUGGCCGCGCUGCUGGACCCGCGGCCGCUUGAGGAGGUGCUGGUUGAUGUGGUGCGCGUCGGGAGGGAUACGGACACCAACGCGGCCAUUGCGGGGGGAUUGCUGGGCGCGAGGGAUGGAGUAGAGGGGAUACCGCUGAGGUGGAGGGAGAAGCUGCAGUUUGCGGAAGAGUUUGAGGAGGUUGUGGAGUUCAUGCUUGACGGGUCGGGUACGGGGAUGCCUGCGGAGAUGCCUACGGCGGAUGAGGGCGGUCCCAAGGGUGGCUGA